AUCAGCUUCUUAGCUGUGACUUGGAGUUUAGAUUUUAAAACUGUUCCAAGGGGAGCACAUCUGCUCCAUCCAACUGAGAUUGAAGCGGGGAGUGGAUCUGUUUAUUUUCACUUCAGUGGUGGAAAAAUGUCUCUGUCUUUCCCUUCUCUAUCCCCCGCUUCUUCCAGGUGUGUGCUUUUCGGGCUCUGGCAGAGCCUGAGGAGGGCGGAUGCCUGCCUGGAAAAGAGACGGUAAAGAAAUCUUUUCCCCACAAGAGAAUUGUUGGGGGCUGUUCAAGGACUGAUGAGGGCGAGGAGCGAGCCGACACCAAGCGUGACGUUCGCGCCCGCUGAAAGGGGCGGGCAUGUGGGCGAGCCCUGGGGUCAAGGCAGCAGGAGCUGCAGGCUCAGCCCGCCCGCUCAGUGUGAUGAACGGGCGAAGCGGGAAACAGCUCGUGGGGCAGCCUGCGUUGCAGGGGUGGUGGUGGUGGCUGCGAUGGACGGAGCAAGGAACCGGAGAAUCGCCGCUGACGGGGCCGGAGGAAACGAGAUUCCUGAUGUUUUCCUGACACGUUUUGAAUACUGAGUUUUCCUUUCUAACAAUGAACAGUUCAAAACCAUUGGCGUUGGCUGGAAUUGGUAUAUUUUCCAACUCUACCUGUCCCACAGAAAAGAAGAUCUCUGUGUUUUUUUCUGUUAUCUUCAUGACGGUGGGGAUUUUAUCCAACAGUCUUGCAAUAGCAAUUCUCAUGAAGGCAUAUCAGAGGUUCAGACAGAAAUCAAAAGCAUCUUUUUUGCUUUUUGCUAGUGGCUUGGUUAUCACAGACCUGUUGGGCCAUCUCAUCACUGGAACCAUUGCAGUAUUUGUAUAUGCAUCUGACAAAGACUGGAUUCGAUUUAACCAGUCAAAUGUUCUCUGCAGUGUUUUUGGCAUCUGUAUGGUGUUCUUCGGACUAUGUCCCCUUUUUCUGGGCAGUGUGAUGGCUGUUGAACGCUGCAUUGGAGUCACUAAGCCAAUAUUUCAUUCAACAAAAAUGACUUCUAAACAUGUAAAAAUUAUGUUGAGCAUGGUAUGUCUUUUUGCCAUUUUCAUAGCUUUGCUGCCUAUACUUAGGUUAAGAUCCUAUCAAAUUCAGGCAUCAAGAACCUGGUGUUUUUAUAAAACUGAGCAUAUUGAAGACUGGGAAGACAGAUUUUACCUCUUACUUUUUUCAUUCUUGGGUUUACUAGCCCUUGGUAUUUCAUUCUUGUGCAAUGCUGUGACGGGGAUUACACUCUUAAGAGUCAAAUUUAAAAGUCAACAUAGACAAGGCAGAUCUCAUCAUUUUGAAAUGAUCAUUCAGCUUUUGGCUAUAAUGUGUGUCUCUUGCAUUUGCUGGAGUCCAUUCCUGGUGACCAUGGCCAAUAUUGGAAUAAAUGAAAAUCAUUCCCAGGAAUCUUGUGAAACAAUACUAUUCGCUCUCCGAAUGGCAACGUGGAAUCAAAUUUUAGAUCCUUGGGUAUACAUUCUUCUCAGAAAAGCUGUUCUUAGAAAACUCUACAAGAUUGCUAGAAGAUUUUGUGGUGUACACCUUAUUAACUUGCAUACAUGGGAACUCAGCUCCAUUAAAAAUUCUUUAAAAGUUGCAGCAGUUUCUGAUUCACCAGUUAGUUUCAAGCAAACGAAUCAGCAUUCAGUUCAGCAGUGCAAUAAACUGAAGUAUGGAGAAAUGAACAGGUAGCAGUCAAAUCUGAAAAGUCUGAGUUGUGGAAAGUCGGUUUCUUGCUGAAAGGACUUAGCACCUUGAAAACUGGACUUCUCAAAACUUUAAAAAAAAUUAUAUUCACAGAAAAAAGCAACGAGAAGUAAAUCUGCAAGAGACAAUACAAUACAAUCAACUGUUACAAUCUGGAAAUACUGCAUUAAUUGUUAAUAAUUCAUCAGAAAUUACACCACAUUGGCAUUAUAGCUAUAAUCAUGUGGUUAUGAAAACCACUUGUUAAGUAUUGUGAAACUUCAAAAAUACAGUACAUUUACAUAGUAAAAACCUGUGAAAUAUCAUUUGCCAAAUGGUAAUUUUGAGCAUUCCAACUGAGGUUAGAAUCAAGCAUGUCGCAAAAUUAAGGGUUUUGUGUGUGUGUGUGGAAAAACAACAACAACAAAUGGUUGAUAGUAAUGUUAGAAUUACAUCACACUUGUUUUGAGCUAAAUAAAAUAGGUAUAGCAUAUAAUUAUAUAGACUGAAUUUUAAAGAAAUUCAUGGGGCAGGACAUACUGAGUUUGGAGUCCAUUGAUUAUCCAGUGUUUCAACAAGAGAAUGGAAGAAAAAGUGGCUAUGAUGAAAAGAGUGUGGAUACCAUUCCAUAAGCAAAGGAUUUUACAUAGAGUUGGGAAGCUUUUAAUAAGAAUUUGUUAAUAUAUCAGUUUACUAGUUCACCAGCCUUAAAUUUUUGGGACCUAGUACCAUGUUUUAAAUGAUGUUUUAAAGUGGUUUCAGCGCUUUGCUUGCCAUCCUGGGCUCCUGCUGGGAGGAAGGGUGGGAUACAAAUUAAAAAAUAAAUAAAUGUUUUUUAAGAAACCAGGCCCUUGCAGUACUACAUAAAUAUUUGAAGUCCCAUAAUAUUUCUAGGAUCUCAGGCAACUAAGUGCCUAGGAUUUUUCAUGCCUUGUAUAUGCUUGCACGUUUUUUAAUUGAAAAAGUGAUGAUGGUAAAGCAGAGAUGUUAAAUCUGUGUACCCAUCAUUAGUUUACAAGCAAAAGCAUUGGACCAUUUGUGAGCAUACUUACAGAAGUCACAAGCCUGGCCUAGAAUUACUGCUUCUUCUUUUUCUUCUUCUUUUUAAGUGAAAAUAAUGUGUGAAACAGUACCACUCAAUGCUACUGCUGCUAUUAGUAUUUCAACUACUACUCUCAAAGAUUUUAUCAGCACAAAUAAUUUACUAACUGCUGUACAUGAAUGGCAUUGUGCAAAAGGCUUAGAGCAGUGGUUCACAAUUUUUUUCCCCCAUGGACCAUUUGAAAAUUGCUGAUGGUCUUGUUGGACCACUUCAUGAUUUUUUUGCCAGUUCCAGCGAU
Rhineura floridana is the source of this 3033-nucleotide messenger RNA. RefSeq names its product prostaglandin F receptor (gene PTGFR). NCBI's taxonomy places the organism in Eukaryota, Metazoa, Chordata, Lepidosauria, Squamata, Rhineuridae. Bases 581 to 1699 code for a protein of 372 amino acids. Gene Ontology annotation, cellular component: plasma membrane. The record is from RefSeq and is a predicted model, not a curated record. Gene Ontology annotation, biological process: inflammatory response; positive regulation of cytosolic calcium ion concentration; adenylate cyclase-activating G protein-coupled receptor signaling pathway. The transcript is spliced from 4 exons. Gene Ontology annotation, molecular function: prostaglandin F receptor activity.